GUUUCUAGGUUAUGUUUUUGGUUUUAAUCGUCAAUUGUCAAAAUUUAUGUCGAGUGUUUUCUUGUAAUAAGUUAGAUUUGUUCAAAACUUAAUAUAAGUUAAUUCUAGUUUUCUCGUAGUAACUAUUUCAGAUCGUUUAGUGUUCGCGAAUUCUGAAUAAAGAAUGAGUUAAAACUUUUUAAUGGCUGCACUUUUGUGACUGUUACGGAUUGACAUUGAGAUAAUAUGUGAAUAAAUACGUCGAUGCGCACUUUUCGUUAGCUGAAUUAGUACCAUCUUCGAGCAGUUUAACCGUAAAUAUCUACUUCAGUAUACAUGUAAUCUUAUAAUACCAACGGCGUACCAAACCAACGUCAAAAUGACUAUGAGUCAGUUAUCUGUUAUGAAACUGUACAAUACAGUAGUGGACGAUGUGAUAGCUGGAGUGCGGGACUGCUUUUUGGACGAUGGUGUCGAUGAACAAGUGUUGCAGGAGCUGAAGCAGUUGUGGAAAACUAAGUUAACGGCCAGCGGGGCCAUGGACCCUCCGCGGGCGGAUUCGCCGUCGCUGCCCCCACCGCCGGCCGUGUUACAAAACUUCCCUAAGGCUAACGGCAGUAAUCUGAUGCCGAAACGAGCCCAGGACAUGAUUCCCCAAGGCGCGGGCCACUCUGGUGUGGAACACGGAGCCCCUCCGUCCAACAUAGCAGGCGCACACCCACACCACGUCCUGGACCCCAACAACAAAGUACCUGUACAACUAACACUGCCUGCUCAGCCUGGCGUGCCCGGCUCCCAACCACGGUCAUUCACAAUACAGAUCCCAGCCUCGGCUCUCAAUGGUAACAAACUCCACCAAGUCCUCACUGGACCAAUCAUAAAUGCUACUAUUAGUUUACCACAGCCUUUAGCGGCAACUCUAUUACAACAGCACAUAAACUCUGCUUUGGCGGGACAACAGAAUGAACGUGACGGUGGUGGUGGAGGUGGACGCAGUGGUGUGGCACCGUUCUCCCUGGACGGUGCUUUAGAUUCAUCUGAUGAUGAAGGCUCAAAUGUCGGGGACGGGUCAGAGGAUGGAGGAAAUGAUGAUGACGAAGAUGAAGAGUCAGCCGAGGAACGGGCUGAAGAAGAAGAAGAGGAGAGAGAUGAGAGCGGAGGUGCAGAGGAGGAGCCGCUUAAUUCAGGUGAUGAUGUUUCGGACGAGGAACCCGGUGACAUGUUUGACACUGACAAUGUAGUUGUUUGUCAAUAUGACAAAAUCACACGUAGUCGUAACAAGUGGAAGUUUUACCUAAAAGAUGGUAUUAUGAAUUUAGGGGGCAAAGAUUUUGUUUUUCAGAAAGCCAACGGCGAUGCAGAGUGGUGAAUGUUUGUAUAACGAUGUUGAGUGUGUACAUGUUGGUGUAAUUGUUCCGGUUCAGAGUAUAAAAACAGACUAGAAACAAUGGCAUAAGGUUUUAUAAUUUAUGUAUUUGUUCCCAAUACCAAUUGUCUAUGGUCAUAAGGUUUUGUAAUUUAUGUUUUUGAUCAACAUCUAAUACAAAUUGUCUACAGUCAUGAUCUUAUUUUAUUGAACAUCUUAUUUUAAAAAGCAACUUUAAAAAUUAUUAAAAAACUAAGUAAAAUUUUUGUUUUACUUUUUUUGUUGAAGAUUGAUUGAUUAACUUUUGUAACUAAAAUCCAUUUUGAUUUGGAAAUAUAUUUUGAUUUAACACAACAUAAUAUUAAUUAUGAUGCUGUUGGUUAUUUAUGGUUCAAGGUAUAGGUAAGUCUGUGUGCUAUUUGACUGUAGAAAUGUUUGCCGGUUUUGUUUUCUGGAACUUAUUUUCUCAAGACUAUAUUUACAAAGAUUUUUUACUAUUAGAUAUGUUACGUGUCUGCAAAAUCACUGCAAAAAGUGAUCCAAAUUCAGCUACUCCACUGAGUGCACAUACACAAUUUUGUAUUUAGUUACAUUAUAUACUUAUGUACAUAUAGUAUUUACACUUUCUGAACACACAACUCGACAUUGUAGACAAUAUUUAGUUAAAUAUUGGUUAAAUAACUUUUGUUCUUUAAAGUGCAACUAAAUGAAAUCAAGACAAUUAGCUACUUUUGUCUGCCUCAGUUGACUUGCUAGCGACAUAUCUAUAGUAUAAAAUCUUUGUGUUUACAUAAAAAGUAUCAUAAAAAACAAAAAACAAAAUUAGCUUUCCCAAAUUUAUUUUAUGCAGUAAUAUCAGAUUGGAAAUGUAUAAAUAAACUACAAAUCAAUAAAAUGUUUUUAUAAGUUUUUACAAGCAUUUUCAAUAAUUAACCACCUUAAUAGGUGGUUAAUUAUAUUACAAAAAAAUCUUAAGUCUGUAUCUUAAACGAUGAUUGUAUAUAAAAUUAUAGACUGUAAUGAAGGUGAAGGUUUCAUUUAGUGUUGCCAUAUACCUGUGUUAAUGAUUUUUUAGUUGCUUUGCAAUUGAAGAAUGGUUCACAAACCAUGGUUCACAGAGUAAUUUGGAGUUGUUUCAUGCAAAAUAAAUGUUUAAUAUCAUGUAUGUAUGUAUGUAUCCUUGCUACUUUAGCAUAGCAGUAAGGAAUAAUAUUUCAUAGUUUUGAUUGAAUUCCAAGUUUUGGUCUAUGUAUACAUAUAUCAAUAGAGCCGUGAUAGCAUAGUGGAUAUGGACCUCUGCCUCAGAUUCCGAAGGGUGUGGGUUUGAAUCUGAUCCGGGGCAUGCACCUCCAGCUUUUCAGUUGUGUGCAUUUUAAGAAAUUAAAUAUCAUGUGUCUCAAAUGGUGAAGGAAAACAUAGUGAGGAAGUCUGCAUACAAGAGAAUUUUCUUAAUUCUCUGUGUGUGUGAAGUCUGCCAAUCCGCAUUGGGUCAGCGUAGUCGACUAUUGGCCUAACCCUUCUCAUUCUGAGAGGAGACUUGAGCUCAGAAGUGAGCCAAAUGUGGGUUGAUAAUGAUGAUGAUGCGUCUAUUCUUCACUUACAGCAUUGGUUGUAUAUAGCCCUUAUAUUAUAUACCACUUGGACUACAACUACAAUUAAAGUCUUUGUAUGUAUGUUCAAAAAUGUAUAUGUAUUUAGUUUAAUUGUAUCUUGUAAUUUUUACUACAACGUUAAUGAGCGUGUUUCACUGUGUACUGUUUGUUACCAAAUUUAAAAUAAGAAGUGGAUAACUCAAUAUUUUUAAAUGUAUGCAGAAGCUUAACCAACCUUUAGUUAUAUAAUAUAUAUUUGUAUUAACACUUUUUAAAAUACUGUGGAGAUGCCAAUAAUUCUGGUUAGAGAGCACUGUAUAAUAUGGACAAAGUAGGUUUUUUUAAUUACAGUGAUAAACCUAGUAUUGUGAGUUAGAUCUGACUGUUGUAUUAUACAUGUUUCAAUAUUGUUUAAUAUUUCAACAGGUAUAAAUAAAAAAAAAAUACAAAUAAAUGUGGAUAAUUGUGUAGUGUUUUAUACAAAUUUUAACGUAACUAAAUAACAAGCAACAAAAUUGUUGAUCAUACUGACAAAAUAACUUAUAAUAGCAAUAUGAAUGUCUUUAAUCAAUGGUAUAAUCAUUAAAGUAACCAAACUUUUUAGACCAUCCAAAAUUUAUAAAUUAUUAACCACUGCCACAUUGGACCAACUGGCCUAUUCACUAUAUUAUUGUUAUUAUCAUCCUGUUAUAAUAAACAUAAAAUCAAUUGACAAAAUGUCAUUUACCUACUUAGUGUUAUCCACCAGUAGGUAAGCACUAUAUGACAUUUUUACAUAGAAUCCCAAUAUCGUAUAUGACGAUUAACAUAGUCAAAGAUAGUGAAUAAGCCUGCAGUUGAUAUUAAUUUACCAAAUGGAAGGACCAUCUCACAAAUUCUGUUUUUAUAAAAAUUGCUAAAUAAACCAUACAUUUUAGUUCUAGAACUAAAAACUGAAAAAACUACAAAAAUGUUUUUUCAUUAACAACAAUCUACCCCCAUUUAUAUAUUUGUAUCCAGUAAUUUGUCAUUGGACGAAUUUUAUCAGUUUCACUUAAAAUGUGAUUUAAUCAUCAUUUUUUUAGUGAAAAAAAUUAAUUUCUCAGACCAAUCAAAUAGGUACUAAAGAAUAUUCCUUCUUGCUUGCUCCUGAAAAGUUACGAAAUAUGAGUUACCACAUUCCUUGCUGGUGUUGAUAUGUUUACAUUACAUUUCAAUUUUCUUUUCACUGCCCAGUUGCCCACAUUCCUAACCAUCCAGCAGACAUGAUGGUAAACUUGAUUGUGAGGGGCUGGCAUAAAAUAUCUAUACCUUUAUGAAGAUUGACUAGACUUAUCCCUUCAUAAAGAAUUUAAUGUGAUAACAAAUCAUUGGCAUACAUAUUUUCUUUAACAAUUUUCUUAAAAAUAAUUAUUUAAAUAGGUAUUAGCUACCUGUACUGAUUGUGUAUAUUUUCAGUUUUAUAAGUGGUUCAAAAAUUAGGUGUAAGAUACCAAAAAUAUUGAGAUUCAAAUCUGCUUCAAGGUAUCAUUUAAAUCAUUAAUUUUAAACCUUUGUGUGUAUAGUUAAUAGUUUAAUAGGUAAUGUGUAAGAUACUUAUAAUUUUCCAGAAAAAAAAACCUUUGUAACUUCCACUAUUUUCAUCCUUAUGGUUCGCGCACAUUAAAGCGUACCGCACCGCAAUGUAUCAUUAAUUUCUUUCUUUUUCAAUCAUCAAACAUUUUAUCAUAGUAUUGCAUAGGCAUAGCCACGGAAUAAUGAAUUGACUAACAAUCUCCUUACAUUUUUUUUAAAAGAAUAUUUGCCAAAUGUUUUUUUAAUAUGGCCAUUAUUCCCAUUCCCCUCCUACCAGUCGGGAAAGACUGUAUUACGAGUGGGUACGACAAUAGACCAGCGGGGCGGGUAUCGAACUACCAACCCUCGGUCUGUUAUUUUUCCCCACUUUCACCCCCAGAACUUAUAAAACAUAUUCAUCAAACAUGUCUAAGAACACUCGCUCAUAAGUUACCUUGGAUACAAAAAAGAACUAAAAUGAAAUCGCUUCAGCCGUUUGGGAGCUAUGGUGCCACAGACAGACAAACACGUCAAACUGAACCCCUCUUUUUGCGCCUUUUUCCCAUGUUUAGAGCUGAAAAACACUAAGAAACGCACUAAAAGAAACUUAAUAUUUAAGAAAGUAAAAUACGUGGAGUGGCCGGUACUGCACGAAAACAGAUAAUGAAGGUUUUGACGUAUGAGCGCGCGCGCCAUUACCGACAUGGGGGCGCUACUGAGCGGAAACUGUUCACUUUGUUGUGUUACAGUGUUUUAGGAUCUUUUUUUUAGAUUUUCUUUAAACAAUUCGUGGAAAUGGUCGAGAAAUACGAACCAGUACUACAAGUAAAUAUUAAUCGCGAGAAUUGAGCAGCGAAGCAUAAUAACCUGAACCUGCUAUACCUUAUCCUACCAUAAUCUUUAUUUAUUACAAAUCACGAAAUCCUGAAUUGUUAGCCGCAGAGUAGGUAGUGCCUGCUCUAACUGACUCUGUGACUUGCGUUGCCCUCUCUUGUGAAAAUAUUUAUUUUAAAUUUUUAUUCAAUUUGUAUUGCCAUGCGUUGCGGUGCGACUCUGUACCUAUUGUGCGUUUACGUGCACAAAUUCUUUUGUUCUAGAGAUUUUCUUUACUUUCUCAUACUUUUAUGUAGGUAAUAACAUUAUUAUAAUUUGUGAUAUGAAUAUUACUUCGUUAAUCAGUACCUAAAUCUUCAUGGCGAUUUAUUCGGAAUCUUCGGAAAAAGACUUCUAUAUACUCAGAGGCACAAUUAUCCGUCUACUUUAAUUUGACGCGAGUAUAUUAAAGUGGGCGGAUAAUUGUGCCUCUUGAGUGUAAAAACUUAAACUACUACAGAUUUAGGCUUAAACUAAACCUACAGUUAAAUUAAAAGUGUUAUUUAUGUACAGUGGAAUUAUGUCAGUUUCUUCCACAUAGGCUUUGUUUUUUCUUAUAUUUUCGUUUACUAUCUAGCUCCAUGGAUGGUUACUAUACAAAUAAUAUUAGUUUUAUUAGGAUUUGUAAAAACCCCUAUGUGAUGAUGUUGAUGAGGAUGGUAUUGAUAAUAAAAUAAUAUAUUGCAUUA
Bicyclus anynana (squinting bush brown) is the source of this 6032-nucleotide messenger RNA. It is a transcript of the gene TfIIA-L, whose product is annotated as transcription initiation factor IIA subunit 1. Gene Ontology annotation, cellular component: transcription factor TFIIA complex. The transcript has a single exon. Gene Ontology annotation, biological process: transcription initiation at RNA polymerase II promoter; transcription by RNA polymerase II. The record is from RefSeq and is a predicted model, not a curated record. Lineage: Eukaryota; Metazoa; Arthropoda; Insecta; Lepidoptera; Nymphalidae. Bases 359 to 1348 code for a protein of 329 amino acids.